This is a messenger RNA of Oryzias melastigma (Indian medaka), 3158 nucleotides long. It is a transcript of the gene b3galt2, whose product is annotated as UDP-Gal:betaGlcNAc beta 1,3-galactosyltransferase, polypeptide 2. Gene Ontology annotation, molecular function: N-acetyl-beta-D-glucosaminide beta-(1,3)-galactosyltransferase activity. NCBI's taxonomy places the organism in Eukaryota, Metazoa, Chordata, Actinopteri, Beloniformes, Adrianichthyidae. The record is from RefSeq and is a predicted model, not a curated record. The transcript is spliced from 2 exons. Bases 1156 to 2469 code for a protein of 437 amino acids. Gene Ontology annotation, cellular component: membrane.
CUAAGAGUGCAGUGACGUGCUGGUGCUCCGUCAGAGCAGCGGUCUCUGACUGACAGCACUGUUGGGACAGCUGCUGUCCCGCCCGGCUGAAGACAUUCGACUGAAGCCAGCCCGAAGCGGAGCUUCAGAAAUCCCCGGGACAUUCUGAACUGAAGGGGCUCCGGAAUGGGGCGGACCAAGCGUGCGGGGCUGUUGCCACAUGAGUUAUCGCUUUUGUUGUCGCUCUAAGACCCGGGCGGCAUGUUUUGGUGGCGGCUUGAAACACAAGUGGAACUGUACUUUUCUUCAUGAUAGUUUGCGCUGAUGUGCGCGUCUUUUGCGCACAGGCGCGCUGAUCUUCGCGCAGCGAUCUUCUGUCUCUGCCGCUCUUCCAUCCUUGCAGCGCAGCGGUUUUGGAUGAACAUGCGUGGAUGAUGUUGUGCUUUUUUUGGGGAGGGAGCGCGUGCAUUUUCCAUCAAAAAUACAGCACGAAUAAAGCAUGAACUUGGAUACGAUCAAUCAAUAAAGGAGAAGUAAAAAGGUAAUUCACGUCUGAAGUGGCGAGUAAAAAGGGAAGCUGUGUGGAGGAAACCAUCAGAGGAACCAGACAAAAACCUGCAGGUCUGUGGAGAAUGAGGACAAGGGGGAACAGAUGAGGUGUUCAGUGUCAAUAAAGGAAAAAAAGGGAAUAGGAGGAAUUAUAAAGCUCAGUCAGGGGAGGAGGGGGUGAUGGCGGGCAGAGGUACCGGGGAUGACACUCUCCAUGCGCCGACCGCAGCCCUAUCAGCAGCCGCAGCAGCAUGAGGAAGAGGAGAUUGGAACAAGGAGACGCAAAGGAGGUGGCUCUUAUCGCAAUCUGAAGGGGACAAGACAGAUAAUAUGACCCUGUGUUUGCCUGGAGAGCCCGAGAAGAGCAAAGAAGAAACUCCCAAAAACAGAAAAAUGCUGGUCUCGUAGCAGUGCUGGGAGCCGGUUCAAAGCUGCUACAUGCAAAAACUGAAAGCUUUAAAUGUUGCCCUGACUCUAACAGGAGGCUCACUCCGACCCAUCUGCCAGGUCAGAUAAUCCUCUGAUUGUUGGCAGCCACAUGUUUGAGGUGACUUUGGGUGACUGCCACUGCCGCAGCCCAUUCUCAAGCAGCCGCAGCAGCAGCCUCCUGCGUCCCCGAUCUGCACCAUGCAGUGGAGACGACGGCACUGCUGUCCCAUCAAGGUGACCUGUACCGUCAAGCGAUCGGCCUUUCGGACCCAUGUGGUAGCUCUACUCUUCUUGGCCCUGCUCUUCACCUUUUUAUUAUUUUUUAGUCAUCAGGACAGGCUACCCGGAAGAAGUGGGGCUCGCGAAAAUCCACUUGCUUACACCAUUAGAGGUUUUCGCAGUCCCAAAGGAGAGGUCAACCAGAGCAGCUCUCUGAGGGGCCUGUGGAAGGAUUCAGGGUAUGUACCACCAAAGCCUCUGCUUAACCUGAGCUCCCAGCAAGCCGAGGGUGCGGCGGUGGAGCCAGGAGGAGGUGGAGCCAGGAUGGGUGUAAUGGGGCUGGGUGACUCCAUGAGUUCCAACAACAGUUUACAAAAAGAAAUGGGUGUUGGAGGGACUCUUAGUGCUGAACCCUAUCCAUACAUCUUGAAUGAACCCUUUAAGUGCAGGGACUCUACACCCUUUCUCAUCCUCCUUAUUGCUGCAGAACCUAGACAAACAGAUGCUCGCAAUGCAAUCCGACAAACAUGGGGAAAUGAAAGUGUAGCAAUGGGCUUGGGCUUUGUCCGGCUUUUUAUGCUCGGCAAAGGCAAAAGUUCUGACACUUUCCUUCAGAGCAGCAUUGAAGAAGAGAGUCGUCUUUACCACGAUAUCAUCCAACAGGACUAUAAGGACACUUAUUACAACCUAACCAUCAAAACCUUAAUGGGAAUGAACUGGGUAGCUACCUAUUGUCCACAUGUCUCUUAUGUGAUGAAGACAGACAGUGAUAUGUUUGUCAAUACAGAGUAUCUCAUCCAAAAGCUCCUAAAACCUGAGAUGCCACCCAAGCAGAGGUAUUUUACUGGCUACCUGAUGAGGGGCUACGCACCAAAUCGAAACAAAGACAGCAAGUGGUACAUGCCACCAGAGCUUUAUGCCAGUGAGCGCUACCCGAUAUUCUGCUCAGGCACAGGAUAUGUGUUCUCAGGGGACAUGGCGCAGCUGAUCUAUCAAGCCUCUCUCAGCAUCCGCAGGCUGCACCUGGAGGACGUCUAUGUGGGAAUCUGCCUGGCAAAGCUGCGCAUUGACCCAGCACCCCCUCCCAACGAGUUCCUCUUCAACCACUGGCGCGUCUCUUACUCCAGUUGUAAGUACAGCCACCUGAUCACAUCCCAUCAGUUCCACCCCAAUGAGCUCAUCAAGUACUGGAACCACUUACAGAGCAACAAGCACAAUGCCUGCAUCAACAUGGCCAAGGAAAAGAACAGCAGGUACAGACACCGAAAGUUUCACGCCGAAAGGUCUCAAUGAUGGACGCUGUAACUUCAAACUGGUUUGAAGAAAUGACGGACACACCAAAACUUGCUUGGAGGGAAUAUUUAACUCAGCACUAUUCACUGUAUGGGCAAAAGCACAUUGUAUUUGGUAUUGUGUACAGUUGAUGAUUCAAACUAUUUUUUUAAUUUAGAAAAAGAAAGAAAGCAGAGUAAUCAUAUUGAGGAUUUUCUUAAAGGGAAACCGGCGUUGCAGAGCUCUAGCUCAAGAAUGGUGUUAAAUUCAGGUGCCAAGUGAGAAAUGGUAGUUCAUGUUCUCUUCUCGAUGGUAGUGCAAUAUGUAAGAGUAUACAAAAAUAACAGAAACGUGGAAAAUGUUAAGGUGCAGCUGGCCUUACACAUGCAAAAGGAACUGUAUAUGUAUUGUGUUGAAAAGUUACACUACCUACAUAUGAAUGAAUUACAUGAAUCAUUGACAUCAACUACUUAUGCUGCCCUGUUUCUCAAGUGUUUACUUUACAGAUUUCUCUGAGAAAACUUCUUUAAAGACUGGUUACCUGUUAUAAACCCAAUUUAUUUUUCAAGAAAUCUACACGAAAGCAUCUGGAAUCACAUCAGAGAUGACUAAGAUUGUAUUUUUUAAAGCUUUACAUUUGACUAUGAUUCUGCACUUGAGUAAAUGUGCAAGGAAUUAUUAAAAAAAUAAUAAUAAAUGUAAGGAAUUCA